AUGAGGCGAACGAAGCAUUGCCUUUUCGUGCUCUUGCUUUCGCCCUGUCUCACGUCCGUAUGGGGCGCGGAAACUACUUUAACCAGCCUUGUAUCACAGAUUCCAUCAUGCGUACAUGGGGGCUGUAAGUUGAAUUCUGUUUCUACUAUCGCCAACUGUCUCUGUACAGACAUUGAACUUCAAGCAGACUUGUCGUCGUGUGUUCGUCCCAAGUGUUCAUUCGAGGACCAAAAGCGUGCUGCUCAAGUUGAGACAGACCUUUGUGUCACUUUCCCAAAGCCAUCAAGAAGAGAAGAAGCAAGGGCAGUGGCAAUAGCCCUAUCCAUAAUCGCCUUCACUGUUGUCGGACUUCGAUGCGUUUCGCGGUACUUGGUCGACCAUCGGCUUUGGUGGGAUGACUGGAUGAUCAUUGCGGCCACGAUCCUUCUCGCUGCGAUAACAGGCAUUCAGAUAUCGGGAACCAGCCUAGGGUUCGGCUUGCACUACUGGCAUGUCGAACCUUGGGCAAGCACAAGGCUCAUACAGAUGUUCUACAUCGGCGAACAACUUUAUAUCUUGGCCCAGAUCCUAGCAAAGGUCUCACUGCUCCUCUUUUUCUCGCGAAUAUUUUUCUCUUCUCGAUGGUUCUACCUCACGACCCAACUCUUCAUAUUAUUUUUGAUUCUGCACGCGGCAAUAUUUCUCUUCCUCGUCAUCUUCGAAUGUACACCCAUCACAUCGACCUGGGAUCUUGAUGAUCCAUCUCGAAAGUGCAUGAAUAUUGCAGCAAUUGGUUACUCCGGUGCAGUGUUCAGCGUCAUUGAAGACAUUGCUAUUCUUGCCCUCCCAAUUCCCGAGCUUCUUCGACUGCAGCUUAGUACCAAGAAGAAACUCUGGCUCAGUUUGAUAUUUGGGUUAGGGUCAUUUGGAUGCGUUACUAGCAUGGUCCGAUUGAAAUAUCUGGUCCAUCUUUCGGUCACAUCUGAUGUUACCUGGGACAACGUAGAUGUUAUCAAUUGGUCUCUCGUUGAAGUCUCGUGUGCAAUUCUGUGUGCAAGCCUUCCUGCGCUUCGGCCACUAUUGCGGUUUUUGGCUAGUAAAAAGCCAAAGAAAACGACGGACGCAACACCUUUCGACGAAUACCAACCGACUUGUAGGAUGGAUAAGUUCAGUAAAACUUCAGACGAUCCAUCAACGGAACUUUCACUAUCGCCAGUCGAUACCGGGCUCGACGACAUAGCUAGGGAGUUCCAGAUGUGGAAGAGGGGAAGUUCCUCAAAAGAUAGCAUACACUCUGUGACGACCAAUAGGUCGAGGAAUCCUACUUCAAAGACUGGAGCAUAG
Messenger RNA from Colletotrichum phormii, 1323 nucleotides. RefSeq lists its product as uncharacterized. The record is from RefSeq and is a predicted model, not a curated record. The transcript is spliced from 5 exons. Bases 1 to 1323 code for a protein of 440 amino acids. NCBI's taxonomy places the organism in Eukaryota, Fungi, Ascomycota, Sordariomycetes, Glomerellales, Glomerellaceae.